AUAUAACUCUUAUCAAGGUGCUGGAAAAAGUACUCUUGGUAACAUGCUUCUCGACAGACCACAUGACAAAGGACCAUUUGUGGUUUCAGAUAGUAUGGAUUCCUGCACGCAAGAAUGUGGUGAAUCAGAAGUGACAAUCAACGGACAGAAAUUUAAUAUUGUUGACACACCCGGAAUUUUUGAUACAAAUAAACCUGAUGAGGAAGUUUUCAAAGAAAUUGCCAAAACAGUUCAAAAAUGCGCUUAUGGUGUUAAAGCUAUACUUUUUGUUUUCGAAGCUAAGCGUUUUACUGCAGAACAAAAAAGUGUUUUGAAUGGCAUAAAAACAUUUCUUGGAGAAGAUGCAUUAAAUCAUAUGAUUGCCAUUUUUUCUCAUGCAACAAAAAAGCAAAAUGAAGAUAGGGAUGAAAUGCGAAAGGCUUGGAAUCCGGCUAUUGCCACCCUUAUUGGAAGAAUAGGAAACCGGUGGGGAAUAUCCCCAAAUUCGGAUUUCUUCCCUCCAGAACAUGAAAAAUACAAAUUAAGGUUAUUAGAAAUUAAAGAUUUCAUCAUAAGCACAUCAGGUUACUACACUACGGAAAGUUUUAAAUUGGUUCGACAAGAACAAGAGAGGAUUGAGCGUGAAAAGCAAGAGGAAGAAAGAAAAAUAAAGGCGGAGUACGAUGAAAAGUUAAGAAAAGAAGGGAAAGAGAAAGCAGAUAGAGCAUAUCAAGAAGAAACGAACAGAAUGAAAAUCGAAUAUGAACAAAAACAGAGAGAUUCUUUAGAUGCGAUGGCGAAUGAAAUGAAAAAUCGGUUUGAUGAAAUGAAAUCCGAAAUAUCCAAUCUGAAUAACAAAAUUGCACAAUUGGAAUCCGAUGGUUGUUUUGCUCUUGAUACAAAGGUGCAACUUGCUAGCGGUAAAUUGAUAGAAAUGGCAGAACUCCAAGUUGGUGAUCUUGUUUUAAGUGAUGUCAAAAAUAACUGUCUCGAGUUUUCAGAAAUUUAUUUGAUAUCUCAUCUGGGACAUUGCGAUAAUCCCCUUGAUAUGGUAAAAAUUAAAUUCACAAACCCCGAUGGAAGUAAAGGUUAUAUUCGAAUGACACCUACACAUUGCAUCUUUAGUAGUGAUUUAUCACUCUUAUAUGCUCAAGAUGUGGUACCAGGUGAAACUAAAAUCUUGGUUUUGGAUAAAUCAAAUAAACUUAUCCCUGUUCUUAUUGAUAGCAUUGACAUUGAAAAAGAUAACGGCUAUAUCAGUUUUUAUACACGUGCUGGCACCGUGAUUGCCAACAAUAUGUUGUGUUCAUGCUAUGAUGAUUGCCCGCAAUCACAAUUUUUAAUGGACCUGGUAUUUGCACCAAUUCGAUUGUGGACUAAAGUAUUUUCUUCUACUCAUCGUCAAAAAGAACUUCAUCCAUAUGUGCAAAUCUUGGAUACCGCUUAUGUCAUUUGGUGUAAAGCAUUAGAGGGAAUUAAAAUGAUUGGACAGAAGGAUGCGAUUGCUUAA
This is a messenger RNA of Dentiscutata erythropus, 1489 nucleotides long. Lineage: Eukaryota; Fungi; Glomeromycota; Glomeromycetes; Diversisporales; Gigasporaceae. The record is from the annotation of a GenBank genome assembly.